UCCCUCUCUCUGUCUAUGUCUCUCUCCCUCCCUCCAGCGGUAGCGUGUGUUCGCGUGUGUGUGUCUUAAUAAAGUUGUUGAGGGGUGAAAUGAAAAGAGGUCCGGUUUGCAGGCGGCUGUUUCUCAGCCGUGUCAAUGUAUUGUAGCCGACGGUUUAUUGGCACUUAAAUGUCUUUAUCGUCAUUCCACCAUCAGCAGUGACUUGGAUAUUUGUUGUGAGUUAUUAUGUCAGAGGGGCAAUAUGCAGACACCAUGCAGGACCUGUUCAUUGAGGAGACUGAUGAAGUGUACAGAAACCCCACUGAAGUCAAGAUGAGUCAGAUUGUGCUACCAUGCCACGCCAAUCACUGUGGCGAGCUGAGUGUCGGUCAGCUACUGAAGUGGAUGGACUCCACUGCCUGCUUGUCAGCUGAGAGACAUGCAGGUUGUUCCUGUAUCACCGCAUCUGUUGACGACAUCCAUUUUGAACACACCAUAGGGGUGGGACAAGUAGUCAACAUCAUAGCAAAGGUCAACAGAGCCUUCACAUCCAGUAUGGAGGUGGGUAUAUUAGUGAAUUGUGAGGACCUUUACACCGACAGGCAGUGGAAGGUUUGCCAUGCCUUUGCUACUUUUGUCGCAAGACGAACUGAAGCUGGGAAGGUGCAGCUGAAGCAGGUGCUUCCUCACACACAAUUGGAGCAGAUGGAGUACAGCCUGGCAGCGGAGCGGAGGAGGAUGAGGCUCAUCCAUGCCGAGAUCAUUACAGACCUACUGAGCAGUAGCACAGCUCAACUGGGAGAAUGCCAGGAGUACCAGGACGCUGUGCCCGCUGAGCGGACACGGGUGGAGAGUGUGGAGCUGGUGCUACCGCCGCAUGCCAACCACCAAGUCAGCACCUUUGGGGGCCAGAUCAUGGCCUGGAUGGAGAAUGUGGCUACCAUUGCAGCAAGUCGCUUGUGUCACGCUCACCCAACCUUGAGGAGCAUAGACAUGUUCCAUUUCCAUGGCCCGUCUCACAUUGGUGACAGACUGGUACUGAAAGCAAUUGUAAACAAUUCCUUCAAGCACAGCAUGGAGGUAGGAGUGUGUGCUGAGGCCUACAAGGGUGGAGAACCUCUGCGCCAUAUAAAUAGUGCCUUUAUGACCUUUGAGGUUCUGGACAGUGACAGGAAGCCAUGCGUGCUGCCACGGAUACGACCUGAGCCUGUGGAUGGAAAAAGACGAUAUCUGGAAGCUGUUGCCAGGAAGAAGAUUCGUCUUGAUAGGAAAUACAUAAUCUCCUGCAAGCAAACUGAAGUGCCUCUCUCUGUGCCCUGGGAUCCAAGUAACCAGAUGUACCUGAGCUACAAUAAUGUAUCAGCACUGAAACUAAUGGAUGCCAGGAACAACUGGGUAUUAACUUUUGAGAAAAACAAGGUCAGACUGUACACACUGGAGGAAAACCACAUGCUGUGUUUCAAGGUGGAGAUGCACGUCAGCGUACCGGCAGAGCAGACGUUCCACCUACUGUCAGACCUGAGCAGGAGAAAGGAGUGGGACCGACACUAUAAGGAGUGUGAGGUGAUCAACCAAGCAGACGAGGAUGACACCCUUUAUCGUGUGGUUACACCAUCUGUCACUAAAGGUGGCAAAGGCCAGGACUUUAUCUUGCUGGCAUCCAGAAGAAAGCCAUGUGACGCCAGGGACCCAUAUCUGAUCGCUUUGCGUUCUGUCACUUUGCCCACUCACCCUCCCACUGAGGACUCCAACAGGGGAGAGGUGCUUUCUGCUGGCUUCACAAUCUGGGAAGAGUCCAGCACUGUUACCAAGAUCACCUACUACAACCAGGCCACUCCAGGUAUCCUCCCCUACAUCUCCACAGACAUUGCUGGCCUCUCGUCCAGCUUUUCCAGCACGUUUUCUGCUUGUAGUCACUUCCUGGAGGCCAACAAGGACAGCCUGGCUGCUCUGCCACACUCUGCACAGUGACACCACAGUGCUGCCAUGGUCUCCCUACCAGAGGACCAGUAGCAACGGUAGGAAGGAUUCAGAUCACUAUCUUCAUCCCAUUUCACCUCUGUUGUGGAUGUGCUGUACUUUAAGAGCCCAUAGUUGAAUGUAAGUAGCCCACUCUGAGAUUACAAUUGUUUUUGCAAUGGAUUUGUUAGUUUCUUUCACGUAUUUAAAGCUCAGUUGUCACUGUAUAACUUUGUUAAUUCUGGGCGAAUUUCUCUUUUAUAAGGGUGAAAAUAUAAAGAACUUGCUACUUUUUUUCCAGCAAGAUUAAUAGGAAUGAAGCAAGACUGCACAAUGUUUCUCUUGGAUUUUAAGCCUGUUACGUUUUAUUAGAGCUAAUAUAUUGUGAAACACUGUAUGCUAGUUUAUGGAUCAAUGAAUUAUAUUUUGGUACCUUAGCAAUCUAUUAUCCUUAGACAGCCAUGUUUUUAAUGGUAUUGCCAGUCUUUAGUCUCAGCUGAGAUGUUUCAAUCAACCUCUUAAAAUUAAAGUUUCUACCUCCUAAAUAAAGUUUUUAAGCUAUUUGAUGAAGACUUUAACUAUGAGUAAGCCAGGAUGUACAAAUUCUGUGUAAUGUUGCUGUUUUAUUUUGAGACAAUGUAUGGUUUUAGAGUACAGCUCUUGCACUGAUUGUAUGAUAAGUUGAUAUUCAGUGGCCAAGUAUCUCACAUGUCGAGCUGUCUUGAUUUGAACUGAAACAAUAAAGACAACAGACCAGUGGA
This is a messenger RNA of Etheostoma cragini (Arkansas darter), 2699 nucleotides long. RefSeq names its product acyl-CoA thioesterase 11b (gene acot11b). The transcript has 16 exons. Gene Ontology annotation, cellular component: extracellular exosome. The coding region runs from base 226 to 1950 and encodes 574 amino acids. The record is from RefSeq and is a predicted model, not a curated record. Lineage: Eukaryota; Metazoa; Chordata; Actinopteri; Perciformes; Percidae. Gene Ontology annotation, molecular function: lipid binding; thiolester hydrolase activity.